AGAUUGCGUCAAAUGACGUGUACAAGAGCGUGGAGCACAGGGUUCUGGCAAAUUCCAAGUCAGAAGCGCGAGUAUCAGUCGCAGUUUUCUACAACCCUCGAAUCAGAGACAACUUGUACGGCCCAUUCCCAGAGCUAAUCUCGCGGGACACGCCCGCGGUUUAUAGGCAGUUCACUUACAAUGAUUACAUAACACGCUUCUUCAAUAAGGAACUGGACGGCAAAUCUUUGCCCAACCAUUACAGAGUUUGAAUUCUUAAACUCUCCCUAUAUUUCACAUGUUAUGUUUGUAUGUUACAAACAACUUUGCAAAUAUGAUAGUUUUAUUUCAUGAAUUUAGUGUAGUGAUGAUUAAAUUAAUCGGACAGGUUGAUUAAUAUGGUUUGUUUUCAAUUUAAUCCUUUGGAGUAUUUUUUUUUUUUGUCGUUCAAUUUUCGAAGGUGUGUCUACUAAGUUUUGUAUUACUCUUUAAACAAUCAAUUAUGAUAUCAAGGACAUAUGGCAAGAGAACCACAUUGAUGGGAGGAUUUACUUA
Molecule: messenger RNA, 534 nt
Organism: Momordica charantia (bitter melon)
Lineage: Eukaryota; Viridiplantae; Streptophyta; Magnoliopsida; Cucurbitales; Cucurbitaceae
Source: RefSeq, a predicted model, not a curated record